AUGAUAGCUUUUGAGCCGUGGAAGGAACUCCCGUUGCCAGUAUGCUCAACACGACCCUCCGCGUGGAAGAUGACAACAUCUCUAGGAUACGUAUACGCCAGUGCAGGUAACGUCGGUCGUCCUCGAAGUCAUGGGCCGAUUGAGCACCGAAUCUGUACGCCGGAAGGCGGGACUGCUGCUGAAGGAGGUAAUGGAUUGGGGGAGAUGGACAUGGUUUCAAUAGAGGCGUGCAUCCCAGCAAUACCUCCAUACACAUACAUAAUACAUCAAGUGAAAACAUGCAUUACCAUCACCCUUUUGAAAUGGAUCUUUGCAAGCGAGGCACCUCUCGUCAACACCGUCACUCUCACAUCCAUCACUCUCACAUCCAUCACCCUCACAUCCAUCACCCUCACAUCCAUCACCCUCACAUCCAUCACUCUCACAUCCAUCACCCUCACAUCCAUCACCCUCACAUCCAUCACUCUCACAUCCAUCACUCUCAAAUCAGCACUCUGUCCUCUCGCACACACACCCAACCGCCGACUUCCUAAAACAUAUAUUCCUAUCCCACGUAUUUAUUUGGACAACGACAUGACCACAUCCACCACCCCAAACCUCAUUGCGACACUCGAGUCCUACCUUAAUCCCGCCCUCACGAUAGACUCCAGCUCUGCUACCCCAGCCGACAAGACCCUGCCCGCCCUCCACCUUCUACCCUCGUCCACUCUGUCCAAACUCCGUAAUCUCGGUCCGGCUCGCGUGAAAGAUAUGCGUCUCGUUCUCGGCCAGGCCCGCCAGGUCAUCUCGCAUGUACCCAUAUCAGCAUCACCGCAAGUGUGCGCGCGGUGCAAUGAUGCGUUGUACGCGGCGGUACGGCUCAAUGGUGAGAGAUUUUCGGGGCUGGCGAUGUUGCCGGGGGGGAGAGGUGAGGGGAGAGAAGCAGCAAAGGAGUUGCAAAGAUGUGUUUCCAAGUAUGGGUUCGUGGGGGGUGUUGUUGGGCUGAAGAGAGGGGAUGGUGGAGAAGGUAUAGUGAGCGAUGGGGGAUGGGAGGAGGUCUGGGGAACGGCGGUGAAAUGCAGGGUGCCCAUUGCCCUGAGGGAGUUGUGGCCGUCGAGUGCGGAGAUACCAAACUACCAGCGCAACCUACCAGACACUGCCAUGGCUCCCAUCCUCACGCACCUACAUACGUGUCAUUCUGCCUCGCCUCUACCAUUCCUCCAUAUUUACCUUGGCGGCAUCUUCGAUCGCCAUCCCAGCCUCCGUCUCAUCCUUUGCCAUCCAGGCGCGCUGCCUUCCCUCCUCCCGUGCAUCGAGAAGCUGCUGUCGAGCAUCCCUGAAGCAGAUAAACCCAAACGCUCCUACCUCGACGUCUGGCAACACAACAUUUACCUUUCGACGGCAGACGUGCAAGAAAUGUCCAGCAUGAGAUCUUUGCUUGAACUGAUUCCCAUGGACAGGGUCCUGUACGCCAGCAACUAUCCACUGGAAGAGAGGGGAAGGACACUAAUGGACGAGCUGCGCGAAAGCGGGUUUUUGACAGAGACGGAGUGGGAGAGGGUGGCUUGGGAGAAUGCGGAGGCGCUUUUCGGACUGAAGAAGUGCGUGGAGAGCAAAGAGGGGAUGAAGCAGAAGAGUCUGGCAAUACCUGGGAUAACAGUUUCGUAUUCUACAGGGAUCACCGAGUGA
Plenodomus lingam JN3 is the source of this 1668-nucleotide messenger RNA. RefSeq lists its product as uncharacterized. Gene Ontology annotation, molecular function: hydrolase activity. The record is from RefSeq and is a predicted model, not a curated record. NCBI's taxonomy places the organism in Eukaryota, Fungi, Ascomycota, Dothideomycetes, Pleosporales, Leptosphaeriaceae.